Fusarium venenatum is the source of this 3063-nucleotide messenger RNA. Lineage: Eukaryota; Fungi; Ascomycota; Sordariomycetes; Hypocreales; Nectriaceae. The record is from RefSeq and is a predicted model, not a curated record.
AUGGCCCCAGUGGCUGCUGAAAAAAAGACUGAGAGGUCGUACUUGAGUUCUGCAGUUGAUUCCAUUAACCCUUGGGCCACCAGUCGCAGUACAACUCCGACUCAAAAGCCCAAAGCAGAACCGGACAGUCUUCUGACCGCGGCGCCUGCGAAUCCAGAUGACCAUAGCACAACUCACCUAUAUGGCCAGAGUCUCCGGACAUAUCCUUCAGGAUGCCCUCCACUGAAGGUUCAGUGGUUUCACGCCGUGGAUGUCCCUAAGCGAAAGCCCAAACUAAGUCGUUCGACGGAACCUGAGCAGGUUUCUACGACGCCCAAGAAAUAUAAUGCAUUUUCGACCUCGGACUCCAGGGCUCUUGAAGCUGAGUAUCAGAAGCUGCUCGAGAAAACGGAAAGUACUCGAAGCCAAGCCCCCAGAAGCACACACGCAGCCACAAGAAAGCGUAAGGCAGAAGUUACAGGCGACACCACUGAUGAUAUCUCGGAUCAGGCUGCCGGAAUCUUGUGUUCACAUUCGACUGGCAUCCGUGUCCCGGUGAACGAGGACUUUCUGUUUGACGUGGAUAUUGAAUCCCGCGAACUGGCCCCUGUCUAUUGGCUUGGGCCAGUUUAUAGUGUUCGACGCGGAACAUGGUUCUAUCAAGAAGGCUCGAACUUGCGCCCUUGCGAGGAGAAUCUUGCUGCCCAGCUUGAGGAGGGUUAUCUUAAGAUGAAGCCAUGGUUAUAUCCCACAAGGGAUCGUAGUCCAUCGGGUACGAGACGAAACAUGACGCCAAAGGCGUCACAAGAGAACCUAAGGUCAGCACUCAAGGGACCAGUAGAGAACACCGCCGCACCGCAAGUUGGUGAUGCUUCACCAACAGAACCACCUUCCCGUGGUCAGAGUGAACCUCAGUCGUACCGCUUGUUUGGAACACAUAUGAACAGUAUGGCCACUUAUCAUGAUACAAAUACUGCUUAUCUGAAUACAGAGGGCAUGCUUUCGUGGGUGGCUUCCUCUAUGUACCAGAGAUUCUCUGGCGGGAGUUAUAUGAGUGGAGUGAAACUGGUUCGCGGUUACUCUGAGCCUUCUAAGAGCAAAGAAAAAGACGCAGAAAAGGAAAAAAGGGACGAAAAUAAGCCUGAAAAUGGCGAGGAUGUGUUGCCACUCGAUGAAAAACAACAAAAGCUGUUGAAGCGAAGAUCCGCACCGCCUUCGGCUCGAGCCUCACAGGAAGAACCGAUUCAAGAAGGCGUGAACAACCCAAGUCGAGACCCUCGGCAAUCAACGCUCCAGCGACAGCUAUCUUCUCUUCUUGAAAGCGAAAGUAAGACUAAGGCUGAAAAGGAAGAAGAAAUACGCCGGCGGCAAGAACAAGAAAUUCAAGACGACUACAACGCGCAGGCCGGUGAGACUCAAGGACGUGAAAUAGAGCACCUGGUGCUUGUCACCCACGGCAUAGGCCAGCUUCUCAGCUUACGAAUGGAGAGUGUCAACUUUGUCCAUGAUGUUAACGUCCUCCGCAAAACAAUCAAGUCCGUUUAUGCCAACUCGGCAGACUUGAAGGCAUUGAACUCAGAGCUGGGAGCAGGACCGGGUAAUAGCAGAGUGCAGGUGCUCCCCGUGUGUUGGAGACACUUGUUAGACUUUCCCAAGAAGCGCGAGAAGAAAGGCGAGCGUGAUCUGGGGGAUCUAGACGGCGACGAGGACGAGUACCCAUCUUUAGAGGAUAUCACUAUUGAAGGUGUGGCUUUCGCCCGUUCUCUGAUUUCAGAUCUUGCGUUGGAUGUUUUACUGUAUCAAAGUUCGUACCGAGCUCAGAUUUCGAAGAUUGUUCUCAACGAAUGCAACAGAAUUUUCAAACUGUUCAGAGAACGGAACCCGGACUUUCGGGGGAAAGUGCAUCUGAUGGGUCACUCUUUAGGUUCGGCUAUCCUUUUCGAUCUGCUUUGCCAACAGAGACGGGACCAAGUCCCCGGCUUGAGAUCAAUUAUGAGGCUAUGGCCCGCUCAGAAUAGUCCCGAAACGCCCAGCAAAGACUCCGAUCUCACCCUAGAAUUUAAGGUUGAUGACUUCUUUUGUAUCGGUUCUCCGAUAGGCCUCUUUCAAAUGCUCAAGGGGCAGACAAUAGCAGCGAGACAUCAUAUUUCAGCAGGGAAAGUCAACGCUACAGGGGGGGAAAGCACUUCAGAUGAUAUUCUGCGCCCUACACCCCUUCCUUCAGGGACAGAGCAGAUUUCCUCGGUAACUGGUCUUCCUACGUCUGUCGCAUCACCAAAGGUUCAGCAGAUUUUCAACAUCUUCCAUCCUUCAGACCCUAUUAGUUACCGCCUAGAACCUCUGAUAUCACCCUCUAUGUCGGUACUGAAGCCCCAGUUGCUACCUUACACGAAGAGAGGGAUCUUUGGCAAUGUUGCACCGCAGGGAUUGACAGGAAUUGGAGCCAAAGUUGGCCAGAGCGUCAGUGGACUGUGGUCAAGCCUGAGUGCUGGUAUCGCCAGUAAUCUACUCAAUCGCUCUCUCGGGUUAAGUAGUGAAGAAGUGGCGCGGCUGACGGCUAACGUAAGUCAAGGAGAGGCUACCAGCACUGAUGCCACAGGGACCAAGGUGGCAACGAACCAGGACGUCUCCAGUGCUGCUGAAAAGUUGGAGGUAACAGACGCACGGAUGAGAAAGCUCGCGGACUCUGCAACUGACAACUCUGGGCUUGACUCGAGAACCGGAGAUCAUAACCCGACAUUGAUCGACGAUGAGAUUGAAACUUUGUAUACCAGUUUCCAGAAAAGCCGUCUUCGACCGGCAAAAGACGAGGAUGGUGCAACGACCACAGCAGCAGAUGAAGAUAAGAAGGCGCGUAAGAUGCGUAAUGAGGAGGCCAAAGUUCGAGCACUUAACCGUAACGGCAGAGUUGAUUAUAGUAUCCAAGAAAGUGUCCUCGACUUCAACCCGAUCAAUACGAUUGCAUCUCAUAUGGCAUACUGGGGCGACGAAGACGUGAAUCAUUUUGUUCUGUCGCAGUUGUUGUCGAACCGGUCGAGCUUCAAAAGUGACCCUGAGGACUCGUCCAAGAAAGACUUAGCAUGA